CUCAGCGCCGCCCCGGGGAGGUGCAGAGGCCGCAUUAUGGGGGCCUGCCUGGGGGUCUGCUCGCUUCUCAGCUGUGUGUCCUGCCUGUGUGGCUCAGCACCAUGCCUGCUCUGCGGCUGCUGCCCCUCGGCCAGGAACUCCACCAUCUCCCGUCUGCUCUUCACCUUCUUCCUCUUCCUCGGUACGCUUGUCUCCAUCAUCAUGAUCAUCCCUGGCGUGGAGAAGGAACUGCACAAGCUCCCAGGUUUCUGCAGGGGCAGCGACUCAGUGCUGGGGGUUCAAGCUGACGUUGACUGCAGUGGUUUCCUGGGCCAUAAGGCCGUGUACCGCAUGGGCUUUGCCACAGCUGCCUUCUUCUUCCUCUUUGCUGUGCUGAUGGUGUGUGUGCGCAGCAGCAAGGACCCGAGAGCUGCCAUACAGAAUGGCUUCUGGUUCUUCAAGUUCCUGCUGCUGGUGGGGCUCACAGUGGGGGCCUUCUACAUCCCUGAUGGCUCCUUUACAUCAGUUUGGUUCUACUUCGGCGUGGUCGGCUCCUUCCUCUUCAUCCUCAUCCAGCUCAUCCUCCUCAUCGACUUUGCCCACUCCUGGAGCCAGCUGUGGCUGCGCAAUGCAGACGAGAGCAAUGCCAAGGGCUGGUAUGCAGCCCUUUGCAUUGUCACCUCCAUCUUCUAUGCUGCCUCCAUCACGGCCAUUGCUUUGCUCUAUGUCUACUACACCAAACCCCAGGGCUGCACGGAGGGCAAAGUCCUCAUCAGCAUCAACCUCAUUCUCUGCCUUAUUAUCUCGGCCGUAUCCAUCCUGCCCAAAAUCCAGGAAGCUCAGCCACACUCAGGGCUGCUGCAGGCAUCUCUCAUCACCCUUUACACCAUCUUCAUCACUUGGUCUGCCCUGGCCAAUGUCCCCAGUAAGUGCUCUCAUUGCCUUGGGGGGGUGCGUGGGGUCAGGGAUGGCACUGACACCUGUGACCCCCCCCUCCCAGCCCAGGAGUGUAACCCCACACUGCUGCUGAGAAACAGCACUGGCUCAGCUGCAGACCCACAGCUGACAACGUGGUGGGACGCGCCGAGCAUUGUGGGGCUGGUGGUCUUCAUCCUCUGCACGCUCUUCAUCAGCAUCCGCUCCUCAGACCACACCCAGGUCAAUAAGCUGAUGCUGACGGAGGAGAGCGGGGCUGGAGCUGGGACUGAGGCAGCAGCAGAGAGCGGGGUGCACCGAGCCUACGACAACGAGCAGGAGGGCGUCACCUACAGCUACAGCUUCUUCCACCUCUGCCUCCUCCUUGCUGCCCUCUACAUCAUGAUGACCCUCACCAACUGGUACAGGCCUGAUGACAGCCUGCAGAUGCUGCACAGCCCCUGGACGGCCGUGUGGGUGAAGAUCAGCUCCAGCUGGGCCGGGCUGCUGCUCUACGUGUGGACGUUGGUGGCCCCCCUGGUGCUGCCAGAGCGGGAUUUCAGCUGAGCACUGCUGCAGGGUCCCCUCCUUGCCCAGUGCCUUACAUCUAGACUUGAGUUUUGCACGUGGGUUUUGUGCCUUCUUGUGGAUUUUCUAUUUUAAUUUAAAAGGGAUAAAGUGCCAAGCAGGGGCAAUCAGCGAGAAGGCUGAGAAUGACUUGAGGAUUGCUGUAAAGCUCUUCUACCCUCUGUGCUUGUCUAGUGCCUUCAGCAGUGCCUCCAGCCCCUCCUCUUUCAGUGUUUGGAGGGGGUUGCACAGGAUGCUCUCACCUGCCUUGGUGCCCUGGGACUGUGGUGCCUUUUGGAUGGUGAUAAGGAACCAGAACCUGGCAUCAGGCACUUACCCAGGGAGCCCUGAGGACAGCCAUGCUGGGGGCUGAGUGUUGCUUGUGCCCC
This is a messenger RNA of Phasianus colchicus (ring-necked pheasant), 1850 nucleotides long. Lineage: Eukaryota; Metazoa; Chordata; Aves; Galliformes; Phasianidae. The record is from RefSeq and is a predicted model, not a curated record.